Molecule: messenger RNA, 774 nt
Organism: Amyelois transitella
Lineage: Eukaryota; Metazoa; Arthropoda; Insecta; Lepidoptera; Pyralidae
Product: transcription factor hamlet-like
Exons: 1
Coding region: 1-774 (257 amino acids)
Biological process (GO): regulation of transcription by RNA polymerase II
Cellular component (GO): nucleus
Molecular function (GO): DNA-binding transcription activator activity, RNA polymerase II-specific; RNA polymerase II cis-regulatory region sequence-specific DNA binding
Source: RefSeq, a predicted model, not a curated record
AUGAGCGCGUGCGCGGCGGCCGCCAUGCGCGAAAAGCACGCGGCGCCGCGCCGCCUCGCAUCCCCCCCGCCCUCGCCGCUGGACCACCACUCCAGCCCCCUCGGCUCCCCUCGAGCAGACGAGCCGCUCGACCUCAGAGUCACUCAUAAAAGACCGCAACGACUGGAAGAUGAAAACUGCAACCUCAUUAUACCCUCGCCACCGCCGCACCCGACGCAUCCGGCCCACCCGGCUCACCCGGCCCUACUACAGUUCUGCAGAAGGCUCCCGCUAGCUUUACCGGCCUCGUUCGGCCGAUACCCGUUCCUACCUGCAGCGGCGGCGACACUACUCGCUCCCGGCGCUCCCAGAGCACCACCCUUACCUCCGAACCCUGGAGCCCCCAGGGCGAGAGACCGGUACACAUGCUCCUACUGCGGGAAAGCGUUUCCUCGGAGCGCCAAUCUAACGAGACACUUGCGGACGCACACCGGCGAACAGCCGUACCGAUGCAAAUAUUGCGAGAGAUCGUUCUCGAUAUCCUCAAACUUACAACGACACGUACGGAAUAUACACAAUAAGGAGCGGCCGUUUCGGUGUCGUCACUGCGACCGUUGUUUCGGCCAGCAGACGAACCUCGACCGGCAUUUGAAGAAACACGAAGCAGAGAACGGCGACGAUAGCCGCCGGAGGUCUCCGGAUGAGACGUACUUCGAGGAGAUCAGGUCGUUCAUGGGGCGAGUGGCGCCAGCGCGCCGCACUGCCGCCGCCACCACGGCCGCUGACCACACCUGA